AUGCGUUUCCUAUUCCGUGCUGGUGUACAGGAUUUCUGUCAUUGGGGAGUGGACUUUUUGGUGCAGCAACUCAACGACGCCGAUAACAAGGUUGCGAUUCUCGCGCUCAACGUCCUCGACGAGGCCUGCGAUGAUCCCGACUGCUUUGAGACACUGAUCAAUUUGAAACCACCACUUUUGAAGCUGGGCAAACCCGGUAAGAGUUUGUUGCUGCGUUUCCUCUCGCGAACCAACGGUCUCAACUAUUUGAAGGAGAUCAACUUUGUCGAGCCAGAACAAAAGCUGUGGCUCGGUAGUGAGAAUGCCAACUAUGUCAUCUCGGUGGAGAAUGCCAUCUCAGAGGCACUGACACCACUCAUCUACCGCCAGCGAGAAGCUGCCGACCAAUCGAACAACUGCGUAUACCUACCGCCUCAUUUCUUUGGUGAACUCGCCAAAACCGAAGAGGGAUGCAAGAUUCUGAAGCAAUCCGGUCAUUUCUUGACAUUCGUCGGUAUUGCACGUGACGAUGCUGCACAUCCACUUCAGAGACGUGCAGCGAUCUUUGCCAUUGGACAGAUCGGUUCGUCAACCACCGGACUUCAGUUCCUGAUUGAACACAACGUUGUCUCUCUGAUUGUCGAUCUCGCUGAGAAAUCACCGUGUCUCUCACUGAGGGGCACCUGCUUCUAUGCAUUGGGAAUGUUGUCGUGCAUCGAGCAGGCAGCAGAGUUGUUGGAUCGUCUCGGUUGGGAGUCGCCAAUCGACUUGACUUCGCGUAUCUCUGUGCCAAAGAACCUGGUGAAGAGUACCUUCUUGAAAGUAGUGCCCUACGAGUACAGAGGUUCGUGGGCAACAAGCACCCUUGACAUUCCCAACUACGCGACAGUCGAUCCGAUGAAGCAGGAAAUCAUUGGACACGUAAUCAAUCUUGCCAGCCACAUCACAGCGGAGACCGCCUCAAAGAAUCUCAAACGUCUCAAACAAAAGAAUCCCGAGUACUUUGCGUCGGGCGAACUACUCAGUGUCAUUCUCACUGUAAUGGAUAGCUACAGAUUCAGACUGGGUGCAAGAAGAUUCAUCUACGAUUGCUUUGACACUGCCAUUUUCAGUGAUGAUCCAUAUCCCUACCUUGAAACAUUCCACCAACAAUUACAACAGAAUCAACAACAGCAACAACAACAAAAUUUAAAUCAAAAUAAUCACAAUGGAAAUGGACAUCAAAAUGGAAAAUUAACAACUCCAUCAACUCCAUCCAAGCCUACUUUCAACAAUAAUACCACGACAACAACAACAACGCCACCUGUUAAACAACCAUCAACUACAACCACUAAUUGUAAUAUACCUUCAAAUAAUCAACAACACACAAAUGGUGUAGUCUCUGCAGUUGCACCAAAACCAACUAUUCAUCCAGUUCCAACGAAAACAACAACUAUAAAUACAACAAACAUAACACCUAAUCCACAACCACCUUCACCAACUAAAAAAUUGGCGCCUUCACCAACAUCAACAACAUCGUCAACAAUUCCAAACAACGUGAGCAAUCAACCAACAAUCUCUAUAAAACCACCCUCUACAACACCUGCAGUCAAUCAAUAA
Heterostelium album PN500 is the source of this 1578-nucleotide messenger RNA. RefSeq names its product cytosolic regulator of adenylyl cyclase. NCBI's taxonomy places the organism in Eukaryota, Evosea, Eumycetozoa, Acytosteliales, Acytosteliaceae. The transcript has a single exon. The coding region runs from base 1 to 1578 and encodes 525 amino acids. Gene Ontology annotation, biological process: TORC2 signaling. The record is from RefSeq and is a predicted model, not a curated record. Gene Ontology annotation, cellular component: TORC2 complex.